This is a messenger RNA of Penicilliopsis zonata CBS 506.65, 560 nucleotides long. RefSeq lists its product as hypothetical. The record is from RefSeq and is a predicted model, not a curated record. NCBI's taxonomy places the organism in Eukaryota, Fungi, Ascomycota, Eurotiomycetes, Eurotiales, Aspergillaceae. The transcript has a single exon. Bases 102 to 290 code for a protein of 62 amino acids.
AGUGAGCUUUCGUCUGAGAUGGAGAAUGCUCUACGUGCCCUUCCUCCCAAACCGUACUCAGGUAGGCCGAUGUCAAUUUCUCAAGAAAUGUACUACCAAAUAUGCGCUUGGAAAACGCCGAUACAUACUCUGAUUUACCCUUACCAGUCGCUCAUGUUGUCCUACGGUGUCAAUUAAGCCAAACUACGUUCAGAAUAUUGGGUAGUAGCGCUGGUAGCACAUCAGCAGACGAAAUAGUCGCCAUCCAACAGCAGACCGAGCAGUGGUUUGCCUCCUUCUCUUCUACAUAACGAGUAGCUGACUCAGAUCUACAUUGGGACAAGGCGCAACGUUAUAUAGCACCGUAACGCUUCUACCUUCGUGUUGUAGGCUACAUGGCGCUACUACAUCCUUUCAGAUCCCAUCUCACGAAACCUAUUGAAAACGACGAAACGAGGCUACUUCUGUUGCGGGAAACAGCCGUCAGCUACGCGGUCAGCCUGGUGGACGCGUCUCGUAGUCUUCUGGAAUGCAUAAUCCCCAAAACCUCAAAAUUUUCAUUUCGGCAUCUCUCUCAUCUU